GGGAGCUCUCGUGAGCCCUGGAUUCCACGAAUGUAACAAACCACCCUUCCGCUCCCGCAACCCGCCGUCGCCAUUAUCCGUUGCAAUGGCCUACAUAGCCCCCGUCCACCGGCCGAGCAGCGUGCGGCAUGCCCUCCGCACCUUAAUCCUCUCGGAUGAAGUAGAGAGCUUGGUGCUUGCAAAAGCCAAUCGACUAGAGAUAUGGCGACUUUCCGAAGGCAUGCUCACGCUGGCAUCCUCAAAGGUGGUCAACGGCACCAUCUCUAUCCUCCAGAAGCUCCGCCCGAAAGACUCGAAGACAGACCUCCUCUUCGUCGGAACCGACCGGUUCGAAUACUUCACCCUCGCGUGGAACCCGGAAACCUCACAGCUCGACACGAUAGAUCCGUUCACAGACCCGGGCGAGCGCCACAUGCGAGACUCGCAGAGCCAGGACCGAUGUCUGGUCGACCCGUCGGGGAGAUACCUGGCCAUGCACUUGUGGGAAGGGGUGUUAACCAUGCUGCGGUUGGGGGAGAGAAAGAACAAGAUGGUGCUGUCGUGGAUGGACCAGGUCCGGCUAUCCGAGCUCUUCAUCAAGGCGAGCACCUUCCUCUACACGGAAACGGGGCACCCAAAGAUUGCCUUCCUCUACCAGAGCCGGGCCGACUCGACCGACGCGAAGCUGGCGACCUACCGGAUGACGGUAGACGACCGGAACACAGAGGCCUCGAAGUUCGACCCCGAACGGGACAGGGAGAUCGACACCGAGGUCCCCGAUUCUAGCGCAUCCAUCUUGAUACCCGUGCGGAAGGUGGAGGAGGAGGUCAAGCGGCACAACGUACGGAACGUCGAGUCGGCCAAGGCACACAUUGGGGGGCUAAUAGUGGUGGGAGAGACGAGGCUGCUCUACAUUGACGAGGUCACAAAGGUCACGGUGCAAUCAGCUCUCAAGGAAGCCUCCAUCUUCGUUGCCUGGGCCGAGUACAACGAGACCAACUAUUUUUUGGCCGACGAUUAUGGGAGCCUGCACCUGCUCACCCUGGUUAGGGAGAGCCCGGAUAGUGUUGUGGUGACGGGCCUGGAGGUCAACUGCAUCGGGAAGACGUCGCGCGCAAGCCAUCUCGUGUUUCUCGGAGGCGACAUGUUGUUCGUUGCUUCGCACUACGGCGACAGUCAGUUGUUCAAGCUUGAUUUCCAGAAUGAGGACGCCCCCCCGAUACAGCUCAUCCAGACGCUCGCCAACAUUGGCCCCAUCUUGGAUUUUGCAAUCAUGGAUAUGGGCCGUGGCGAUGAAGGUCAGCUAGGGAACGAGUACUCGUCUGGCCAGGCUCGGAUCGUCACCUGUAGCGGCGUACACAAAGACGGGUCACUUCGGAGCGUACGGAGCGGCGUUGGCCUGGAGGAUGUGGGCAUUCUGGCCGACCUAGAACACUGCCGGGGAUUGUUUUCUCUCAAGACUUACGAGGCCCCAAAGACUAAUAUCUUGGCAGCAUCGUUCUUAACAGAGACGAGGGUGUUCAAGUUCGAUGCUCAGGGCGAAGUGGAGGAGCUACAAUCGUUCGCCGGGAUGACAUUCAACCAGCAAACGCUAUUAGCGAGGUAUCUCUCAACGGGCCAAAUCCUUCAGGUCACCCCGACCGCCGUCACACUCCUCGACGCCGAAAGCGGUCUCACGAUAGAUACGUGGACGCCCGGAGCUCAGAGGAGUAUCAUAAGCGCAUCAGCAAACAACAAGUGUCUGCUGCUGUCUGUAGACGGCACCGAGCUUGUGUUCUUUAGCAUCGACAUUAACCUACGGGUCGUGCGCACAAAGGAGAUCGGCAACCAAGACCAGAUUGCUUGUAUUCAUGUACCACCGGUACGGAACGACCUCGCCGUGGUCGGUUUCUGGUCGUCCGGAACCGUCUCCAUCAUCGAUCUGCCAUCGCUUGAACCUAUGCACGGAGAGUCGCUGCGCACCUCGCCAGACGACGCCUCGAUCCCCCGUGAUCUCGCCCUCGUGCAAAUGCUACCACAAGGCGUAUCCGGGCAAACCUUGUUCAUUGCCAUGCAAGAUGGUAACGUCAUCACCUUCAACCUCUCGGAAAACUUCAGGCUCUCCGGGAGAAAACGCGUCAUUCUCGGCAUGCGCCAGGCGCGAUUCCACCUCCUCCCGCAGCCCGAUACACCCCACCUCUACAGCAUCUUCGCGACCACAGAACACCCCAGUCUCAUCUACGGUUCCGAAGGGCGGAUCGUCUACUCGGCGGUGACAGCCGAGGAAGCGACCUACAUCUGCCCCUUCGACACGGAAGCCUUCCCGGACUGCAUCGUCCUCGCCACCGACAACCAGCUCAAAAUCUCCCACAUCGACCGGGAGCGCCGCACCCACGUCAAACCGCUGCCCAUGAACGAGAUGGUGCGCCGCAUCGCCUACUCCCCCAAGGAGAAAGUCUUCGGGCUUGGCUGCAUCCGGCGCGAGCUCGUCAGCGGCGAGGAGAUCGUCCAAUCAUCCUUCAAGCUCGUCGACGAGGUCAUCUUCGACCGCGUCGGCCGGGCGUUCCCGCUCGGCGGCGGCGGCGGCGGCGGCGGCGGCGGCGGCGGCGGCGUGCCGUCCCGCACCGAGCUCGUCGAGUGCGUCGUGCGCGCCGAGCUGCGCGACUCGUACGGCAGCCCCGCCGAGCGCUUCCUCGUCGGCACCAGCUUCCUGCCGGACCCGGACUACGGGCCGGGCCCGGGCGCCGCCGCCGACGUGCGCGGCCGCUUGUUGGUCUUGGGCGUCGACGCCGACCGCAACCCCUACCUCGUCCUCGCCCACGACCUCAAGGGUGCGUGCCGUUGUUUGGCUGUGCUGGGCGAGGAUGCCGGCCCGGAUGCUGCGGGCUUGGUUGUGGCAGGCUUGACCAAGACGGUUGUUGUUUGCCGGUAUGACGAGACUAGUUCUACGACUGCUGAGCUCACUCGGCUGGCGUCGUACCGCCCCUCCAGCUACCCGGCCGAGAUAUCCGUGCGCGGCAACACCAUCGCCGUGGCGGAUCUGAUGAAGUCGGUCGCGCUGGUGGAGUAUGUCCCCGGUGGUGGUGGCGGCGGCAGUGGCGAUGAUGGGCCGCGGCUGGUCGAGCGCGCCCGCCACUUUGGCAGCGUGUGGGCUACCGCGGUCGGGUUUGUGGAGGAGGGGAGCUGGCUGGAGGCGGACGCGCAGGGGAAUUUAAUGGUGUUGAGGCGGAAUGUGGAGGGCGUCACGGCCGAGGACAAGAGGCGCAUGGAGGUCACGAGCGAGAUCAACUUGGGCGAGAUGGUGAAUCGGAUACGGGCGGUCGAGGUCGAGACCACGCCGGGCGCCAUGAUUGUGCCGAAGGCGUUCUUGGGCACGGUCGAGGGCGGCAUCUACAUGUUUGGCACGGUUGCGCCACACGUUCAGGACCUACUGCUGCGGUUCCAGGCGAAGCUGGCCGAUGUCCUCGAGACGGCUGGGAAUAUCGAAUUCAGGACAUACAGGGCCUUCAGGAAUGCGGAGCGGGAGGGCGACGGGCCUUUCCGGUUCGUGGACGGGGAGCUGCUGGAGAAGUUCUUGGACGUGGAUGAGGCGACUCAGGAAACUGUCUGCAAGGGACUGGGUCCAACGGUCGAGGACAUGCGGAACUUGGUCGAGGAACUCCGGCGCAUGCAUUGAUUUGAGAGAUCUUGCGUGUCGGAUUCGCCUUAUCUGACUCACCUGGUUAGACUCUGUUGGCCUGGGAGUCAAAAUAAACUUUUUCUGGGGCGAUUGGCCUCUCCGGA
Molecule: messenger RNA, 3741 nt
Organism: Chaetomium fimeti
Lineage: Eukaryota; Fungi; Ascomycota; Sordariomycetes; Sordariales; Chaetomiaceae
Product: mono-functional DNA-alkylating methyl methanesulfonate N-term-domain-containing protein
Exons: 3
Coding region: 86-3634 (1182 amino acids)
Biological process (GO): DNA repair; proteasome-mediated ubiquitin-dependent protein catabolic process
Cellular component (GO): nucleus; site of double-strand break
Molecular function (GO): protein binding; nucleic acid binding
Source: RefSeq, a predicted model, not a curated record